CUUUGAGGUGGUUUUAAACAAAUUACUGAGUUUAGAUUUGUUAAAACGGGUUUUGGUCAGAUCUGGUUUAGUCAUGUGAGUGGCUGAUAAUAAGUGUUGUGGAAUAACUAGUUACAUGUAACCAAAUUACAUCAUUUAGUUUCAAAAUAAAUGUAACUCAGUAAACCCUAAUAUGCAAAUAAGCAAUAUUGCAAAAGCACUAUCAGCACCAUAGAUAGAUAGAUAGAUCUCUCCUCGGAGAUGUGGAGCUUUAACUUUUGAAAACACCUGUUUGAUGUCUUCUGGUGAUUUCCAUCGCCUUCACCACAGGGCGGAGCUAUAACCGUGUUUUACAGAGCAAGCUUGACGUCUGCAGACAACAAGCGCCAUCUGUUUAUCUUCUCUAUUCUCAUUCCUGCUUAAAACAACACGUCGAACGAUAAAUGAAAUAUGGUGACGAAGCGAAUUAGGUCCGAAUACAUGAAGAAAUUUAAGGAUCCGAAAUGGGACACUUAUGCAAAAUGUUAUGAGGAUUUGCUGAAGUACAGACUGUCAAGACGGCUGUUGGAGCAAGCGCACAAGCCCUGGUUUUGGGGAGAAUGGGGGAGCGAGACAGGCUCCAGUGGUAAAACUACUCCUCUAAAUCGGAAUAAAGUUGAACCUGAGCGGCUCCAUGAUGAGAAACCAGAAAGAUCUACAUGUGUGACACCAGAACCUGCAGCUGAACCAGAACCACAGGCAGAAGACACUGCAGACACCAAACUUGUUACCAGAGUUGCUGAGCAAAGUCAUCAAGAGGGGGAGGAAGAAAGAGCCAGAGAAAGCUCUCCUGCUCUCAACCCAGAAUCUGACACGCAUAUCCUGAACACACCAAAGGGCAAACGACGCUCCUCACACAAGUACACAAGAUCUAAAGUCAAGCCUCAUGCCACCAAAGACCCUGAAAAAGAGAACCGUCACCCUUUUGCCCUGUAUGGUGCAGGAGAGCGGCAGACCGAUAUGGCUUCCAAGAAAACCCAUAAUGUUGGACCUGCAGCAUCAACUGCAGAGAUCCAUGAGUCAGCGUUACGAGCAAAAACCAGACGGGAGGUGGAAAAACAGAUGAAGAGAUUUGACAAACAAAGAACCAGAUCUGCUGACAUCGAAAAGAACAGAAAUAAGAUCGUCCCUGACUUCAACCCCUGGAUGACGGAGUACAUGCGCUGCUUUUCAGCUCGUUCUCGGUAGUACUGCUUUCUGAAAUCCUUUGAAAAAG
This is a messenger RNA of Carassius auratus (goldfish), 1234 nucleotides long. It is a transcript of the gene ccsapb, whose product is annotated as centriole, cilia and spindle-associated protein b. Bases 430 to 1206 code for a protein of 258 amino acids. The transcript has 4 exons. The record is from RefSeq and is a predicted model, not a curated record. Gene Ontology annotation, cellular component: spindle; centriole; ciliary basal body. NCBI's taxonomy places the organism in Eukaryota, Metazoa, Chordata, Actinopteri, Cypriniformes, Cyprinidae. Gene Ontology annotation, molecular function: microtubule binding. Gene Ontology annotation, biological process: regulation of mitotic spindle assembly.